This is a messenger RNA of Lipotes vexillifer (Yangtze River dolphin), 2561 nucleotides long. RefSeq names its product zinc finger protein 23 (gene ZNF23). Gene Ontology annotation, biological process: regulation of transcription by RNA polymerase II. NCBI's taxonomy places the organism in Eukaryota, Metazoa, Chordata, Mammalia, Artiodactyla, Lipotidae. Gene Ontology annotation, molecular function: DNA-binding transcription factor activity, RNA polymerase II-specific; RNA polymerase II cis-regulatory region sequence-specific DNA binding. The transcript has 4 exons. The record is from RefSeq and is a predicted model, not a curated record. The coding region runs from base 1 to 2076 and encodes 691 amino acids.
AUGGCAGCCAUGCUCCUGACAGCCUGGCCCCAGAAGUCGGUGACCUUUGAGGACGUGGCUGUGUACUUCACCCAGGCGGAGUGGGAUGGCCUGUCCCCUGCACAGAGGGCUCUGUACAGGGAUGUGAUGCUGGAGAAUUAUGGGAAUGUGGCCUCCCUGGGAUUUCCCCUUCUCAAACCUACUGUGAUCUCACAGCUGGAGGGAGGAGGUGAGCUGGAGGGCCCAUCUCCACUGGCCUCUGGAACAGGCACAGGCCCCCAGGGCCUCUGGACUGUAAAUACUGAUAUCCAGACUGACAGUAAUUUGACAGAAGAAAUGUAUGAAGAAAAACAUAAUACAUCAUUUGAACUUCAAGGGAACUCUUCCCAGGAAACAGACUUUUCAGAAACUUAUAUUCUAGAGAAACAGCAGGAAGUCCACUCAGUAGGAAGUAUGGAGAAAGAAAACAGGAGUGUCAUUGAUGGGACAGUGAAAGACAACAUAAGCCUCGUGGAGGAGUGUUUCUUUAGGCAAAGUCCAAACUUGAAUCAGUGUCAUACCAUCUCCACUGGAGAGCAGUCCCCUGAGUGUACAGGAUUGGAGAAAGCCUUCAGCUUUGACACAAAACUUAUUCAACAUGAAAUAAUUAAUUCCGGGGAAAGACCUUUCAAAUGUGAAGAAUUAGUGGAAAGCUUUAGGUGUAACUCUCAACUUAAUCAGGAUCAAGAUAGCUACACUGGGGAGAAGCCCCAUCAGUGUAAGGAGUGUGGCAAAGCCUUUAGCGUUAAUGCAAAAUUAAUUUGGCAUCAAAGACUUCACAGUGGGGAGAAGCCCUUCAAAUGUGUAGAGUGUGGAAAAAGCUUCAGUUACAGUUCCCAUUAUAUCACACAUCAGACUAUCCACAGUGGGGAGAAGCCCUAUCAGUGUAAGGUGUGCGGGAAAGCCUUCAGCGUUAAUGGGAGUCUGAGUAGGCAUCAGAGAAUCCAUACAGGAGAGAGGCCCUAUCAGUGCAAGGAGUGUGGGAAUGGCUUUAGCUGCAGUUCUGCAUAUAUCACACAUCAGAGAGUCCACACUGGAGAGAAACCUUACGAGUGUAAUGACUGUGGGAAAGCUUUCAAUGUUAAUGCAAAAUUAAUUCAACAUCAGAGGAUCCACACUGGAGAGAAACCUUAUGAAUGUAAUGAGUGUGGGAAAGGCUUCAGGUGCAGCUCCCAGCUUAGGCAGCAUCAGAGCAUCCACACUGGAGAGAGACCCUAUCAGUGUAAGGAGUGUGGAAAAGCCUUUAGUAAUAAUGCAAAACUCAUUCAGCAUCAAAGAAUUCACACAGGGGAGAGACCCUAUGAGUGUACUGAAUGUGGAAAAGCCUUUGGCGUCAAAGGGAAGUUAAUCCAGCACCAGAGAAUCCACACGGGUGAGAAACCCUAUGAGUGUAAAGAAUGUGGGAAAGCCUUCAGGUGUAACUCCCAGCUUCGGCAGCAUCUGAGAAUCCACACCGGGGAGAAGCCCUAUGAGUGUAAUGAGUGUGGAAAGGCCUUCAACGUUAAUGCAAAACUAAUGCAGCACCAGAGGAUUCACACUGGGGAGAAGCCCUUUGAAUGUAAUGAGUGUGGGAAAUGCUUUACUUCUAAAAGAAACCUACUUGAUCAUCACCGAAUCCACACUGGAGAAAAGCCUUACCAGUGUAAGGAAUGUGGGAAAGCCUUCAGCAUCAAUGCCAAACUAACUAGGCAUCAGAGAAUACACACUGGGGAGAAACCAUUCAAAUGUAUGGAAUGUGAGAAAGCAUUUAGCUGUAGUUCUGACUAUAUUGUACAUCAGAGAAUCCAUACUGGAGAGAAACCCUUUCAAUGUAAGGAGUGUGGAAAAGCCUUCCAUGUUAAUGCUCAUUUAAUUCGGCAUCAGAGAAGCCACACUGGGGAGAAACCCUUCAGAUGUGUGGAGUGUGGCAAAGGCUUCAGCUAUAGUUCUGACUGUAUUAUACAUCAGACUGUCCAUACUUGGAAGAAACCAUAUGUCUGUAAUUUGUGUGGGAAAGCCUUCAGGUUUAGCUUCCAACUUAGUCAGCAUCAGAGUGUCCAUAGUGAAGGAAAAUACUAAUAAGGAUGUAGUAAACUGUCAAGGUUAAUGCUGAACUACAUCAAGCAUCCUCAGAUUCACGCUGGUGGAAAACCCUGAGAGAAAUGGAUAUGGCAGAGUCUUCACAAGGAAACAAAUCUUUUCCAUUUUAUUCAAUUUUAGAUCAAGAAUGACAACCAGUUUUAAAAUAACAUCCAAAAAUAAAUAGUUUGUUUUAUACCAACAACCAGUAGAAAAUAUAAUGAAAGAAAAUAUCCCAUUCCCAACAGCAUCAAGAAAAGUUGAUUUUCUAGAUAUAAACUUACUAGGACCUAUGUGGAGAAAUUAUAAAUCUCUGCUGAGGGGCACAAAAGGAAAGUUAAAUAAAUAGGGGGAGAGAGAGUGAUACCUUGUUCUUAGAUAGAAAAACUCAUAAAGAUACUACCUACCUAAAUUAAUUUAUUGCCCUUUUACUUUUGACAACAAGCAUGCAUCACUUUUGUAAAGAGGGAAAACAAUAAAGAGUU